Molecule: messenger RNA, 764 nt
Organism: Cyclopterus lumpus (lumpfish)
Lineage: Eukaryota; Metazoa; Chordata; Actinopteri; Perciformes; Cyclopteridae
Exons: 5
Coding region: 6-764 (252 amino acids)
Source: RefSeq, a predicted model, not a curated record
UGCCAAUGCGCUAUGGAGACAAGACAGUUUCACCAGUUCAUAUAGAUAAACUCUACAACAACAGAUGGAACAGGGGACCAAGAGGGGAACACUGGUCCAGGGAUCAGAUAUGGUGUGAGGGAUCAGGCCCUGAGAGAGGGCGUGGCAGACCUGAAGACAGCGAGAGAGACAGCUCUCUUCUGACCAGAAGAACCUCCACUCUAAAAGCUCCACCCUCUAGUGUCACGCUGGCUGCGAAAAAACAAGAUGGCGACAGCCUAAAUGCAGAACUCUUGGUCUACAAACCAAUGGGUGAGGUCACGGUGACUACGUCCACUUCCUAUAUACAGUCUACGGCAACAUUGAGAGCGACGAAGACAAAGAGAAGCAAGGCAACAAAAACCCAUCUGCCGGCCCCGCCACCUUCCAGCGACUCAUUUGAAGAUUGGUGCCAGCUGAACCACCGCCCAGGAGAGGGAGGAGGAGAUGGCCACGCCUCCACGGCCCAGGAGAGGGAGGAGGAGAUGGCCACGCCUCGACCGCCCAGGAGAGGGAGGAGGAGAUGGCCACGCCUCCACCGCCCAGGAGAGGGAGGAGGAGAUGGCCACGCCUCCACCGCCCAGGAGAGGGAGGAGGAGAUGGCCACGCCUCCACCGCCCAGGACAGGGAGGAGGAGAUGGCCACGCCUCCACCGCCCAGGAGAAAAAGGAGGAGAUGGCCACGCCUCCACCGCCCAGGAGAAAAAGGAGGAGAUGGCCACGCCUCCUUACCCACAGACAGACUGA